This is a messenger RNA of Pungitius pungitius (ninespine stickleback), 3989 nucleotides long. It is a transcript of the gene tbc1d31, whose product is annotated as TBC1 domain family, member 31. The transcript is spliced from 24 exons. The record is from RefSeq and is a predicted model, not a curated record. NCBI's taxonomy places the organism in Eukaryota, Metazoa, Chordata, Actinopteri, Perciformes, Gasterosteidae. Gene Ontology annotation, cellular component: centrosome. Gene Ontology annotation, molecular function: protein binding. The coding region runs from base 202 to 3366 and encodes 1054 amino acids.
AGUCACACACAUUUUUGUUCUGCAUCGUUACCUCUUGACAAAUUUGCAAAAGCUCCCACCAAUCUGUGCGCGUUCAGCAAUGGAAACAGGCGUUCCAGAUGCGCCAUGUCUCCUGUUGUUACCAGCAGCACCUGUGGAAAGUGAUCGGGCCGAUGACGCAGAGAUGGGAUGAAUACAGAUGAAGUGUGAUACCUCUUUAAAAUGGAAGUGACGGACAUCGGAAACAAAGAAGAGGGGAAAGUCUGGCAUCGAAAACCAACACUAGGCAAGGGGGUACUAGUGACGGUGGUCCGCACUGCUCAUCAGGCCAAGACGGUACGUUUUCUCCAUGUAGCCUUUGACACCACAGGAGACUCCUUCCUGGCUGGAGAUCACCAUGGCAACAUCUAUGUAUUUGACAUCAGUAGAAACAGGUUUCGUCUGGUGCAGAAGACUGGCCAGGCCUGCACCGCUCUGGCGUUCAGCCUUCGCCGGACCACAGAGUUCCUCGUGGCUCUGGCCGACUACACCAUCAAGUGCUUUGACAAAGACACAAAGCAGCUGGUCAGUUGGAUGCGUGGUCACGAGGGAGCAGUUUCGUUCAUCUCUGUCCACAGCUCAGGUCGCUACGCCAUCAGCACGUCCCUAGACACGGCUCAGCUCUGGGACCUGGACACCUUCCAGAGGAAGAGGAAGCUCAACAUCCGCCAGUCUGUUGGCAUUCAGAGGGUGUUUUUCCUACCUCUCAGUAACACCAUUCUCAGCUGUUUCAGUGAUGACUCCAUCUUUGCUUGGGAGAGCGACACUCUGCUCUGCAAAUACCAGCUCCCGGUCCCCGACACCGGACCCAAAAUCUCUUACAAGGCUUUUGCUGUUACUCGUGAUGGUAAGAGCCUUGCUGCUGGGGGUCGCUCCAACCUGCUGCACCUGUGGUGUCUGGACAGCAAACAGCUGAUCCGGGUGAUUCAGAUGCCCACACGGGUCCGAACCGUCCGACAGCUUGAAUUCCUGCCCGACAGUUUUGACGGAGGAGCCAGUCAGACACUAGGAGUAUUGAGUCAGGACGGCGUUAUGCGUUUUAUCAACAUUCACUCUUGCAAGCUGCUUUUCCAUAUGGGUUCGCAUGAAGACGCCAUCACCACGGUGACGGUCAGCCCCAACGGAAGACAUGUUGUGGCCAUAAUGGAUAAUGGCAGCAUAAAUGUCUACAGUGUUUUGAGUCUCACACAGGAAUUAAACAAGCCUCCUCCCUCCCAGGUGGCAGUGGUCUCUGGCAGUGGAGCUGGUCAGGACUUGUCUAACCUAAAGGUUCAGGUUGGGUCAGAGGUCAUUCAGAGGCCAGCCAAGAGCUCGGGGCGGCAAACGCACGUGAAGAUGCUUAAACCCCCUGCGGGGUCUACAGCUGAGGAUAAAGAGAAUGAACUACCCGCCGGUCUAAAUAAGAAGAGACUUGUAGCUCUGCUCAAGGCAUUCGGAGAGUACCCAGCUAAAUACAGGAUGUUUGUAUGGCGCUCUUUGCUGUGUCUCCCAGAGAACCACGCCGCGUACAGCAGUCUGACCGACAAAGGUCUGCAUUCAGCUUACCUCACUCUGCACGAUAAAUACCCCAUCAAAAGUCCCAAGUUACAGAGGGGACUGCAGAGGGUUUUGUCUGCCUUAUCUCACUGGGCAGCCAUAUUCGGAGAGGUGGAGUACCUUCCCCUAGUAGCCUUUCCCUUUGUCAAGCUCUUCCAGAACAACCCACUGCUCUGCUUUGAGGUGGUGGCCACUGUUAUAGUGAAUUGGGGUCAACAUUGGUUUGAGUACUUCCCCAACCCUCCUCUGAACAUCCUGAGCAUGGCGGAGAACGUUCUGGCUCAUCAUGACAAGGAACUACUGCAGCAUCUGGUGGACUGUGGGAUCACCUCACAGCUCUACGUGUGGCCCCUGCUGGAGACCUUGUUCUCUGAGGUUUUGACCCGUGAUGAGUGGCUGAGACUCUUUGACAACAUCUUCACCAACCAUCCAUCAUUCCUGCUCAUGGCCUGUGUGGCCUACAUCACCUGCUGCCGUGAGCCUCUGCUGCUCUGCUCCCAGAAAACGGACUUUGAGUAUUUUUUCCACCACCGUAACAACCUGGACUUGGGAGCCAUGAUAAAAGAAGCUUACCGGCUCAUGGGCGGCACACCAGCUGACAUCCAUCCCAGGAAUCUGCUCUCUGACUUCACACCGCUGACCAAGGGCCAGUACCCCGUGUUCAACCACUACCCGGAAUUCAUCGUGGAAUACCAGAACCGAGAAAGGGAAAAAAUACGACUGCAGGAGCUGGAGUACCUCCGUGAGAGGCAGGAAGUUUCAGCCCUGCGCACAGAUUUUCUGCGUCGCCAGGCUGAAGAGGAGACUUUUUAUGCACAACAGGAGCUGCUGCAGAAGGCGGAGGAACAGCGCAGAAACAUCCUGGCACAAGAAGAGGAAAAAAUAACCCAGCAGAGGGCAAAGUUGGCGGCCAUGAAGAGAGAACUGAAGGUGAAGGAGUUACAGCUGCUGGAUGCAACCAAAAGCCGUUUCCUCAAACACCAACAGGACCUGAGAGCCUCACAGGUCCAGAGACUUGAUCAGGAGAUCAGUAGAAAGAUGGAUCUCCGGGAGCGAGAAACUGCUGCAGCAGUGCAGGACCUAGAAGUCCGACAGAUGGCGCUGGAGGCCCAGAGGAGACGACUCGAACAGCACAUGUUUAAGGAGCAGGAGCGCACGGGACGGGAGGUUGAGGACAAGGCGGCGUUGAGGAUGAGGAGGGCAGAAAAAGAGGACGAAAGUUUUACAGAGCUGCUACAAUGCACAGAGACCAACAUGCAGGCCUUGGAGGAGUCCCUGGCGGAGGCAUGCCAGUCGGGCUUGGAGAGGCACUGGCAGAGAGAGGUGGAGGAGCGCCUGCAGCAGGUCGAUGCCGAGCAGGAGAGGAAAAGGGAAAAACUGGCGCAGCUUCACAGGCAAACGCUGGCAGAGGAGGAGAAACUGGCCGACGCCAUGAGAGAUGUGGCAGGAAGGAAGUGGGAUGAAGUGAUGAGUUCUAGAGCCGAGGUCCAUGAGCAGCGACGGACCCUCCCCUCGGCAGACACCGGGAUGCCCCACAGACCCUGUGCCCACGCUGCUCUUUACACUGGAACCAAAGGUGAGACCCUCCCGAAGCGGGCAGAAUCCAACGUGGUGUGUUUGAACAGCAGCUCCCCUUCAGAAACCACCUCCACCAACUAUUCCCUGGACCGCGGCCGGGCCCAGCUGGAUAGCAGCGAGAGACAACUGCUGAAGGAAAUCCGAGACCUGAGGCAGAAGCUGGCGGUUCGAGGCAGAGAGGGGAGCUCCGCCUCCUCGCAGUCUGUCCACACGCCGUCCUCUGUCUGUCCGUGACCGCAAACGGCUCCCUGUUGUCUUGGCGCCACAGAAUCCUUUUCUUUUCUCAUGGGGAGCAAGAACAGCCCGAAACCACGAGUAGCACACCUGCAUCUUUUUACCGUCCUUCAAACAGUACGAAAUUAAUGCAAACGGAGUCAAACGUUUCUACUGUGCACCAGCAACCACCUGCCCACGUCGGGCCUGUGAGGACAGGAACUCAUUCUCUGGGUUUCACUGGGCUGUUUUUUUUCAUGUGAGGUGCACAGGGUUGUUCAGAUUGUGUCACUUCUCUAGAAGCCAAGUCGACCAUCGUUCACCUCCAAGCAGCAGCAGCGGUUUGUUGAGUGGGUGAACUGUAUGACGCUCUACGGUGUUUACAACGCAGUAACUAACAUCUUAUUACUGUACUUCCUGUUUAGCUGUACAGUGUAAUGUUAUUUUGCACAGCACCUCAUUUUUAUUUUAAUAAAUUGUAUAGAAGCUAUCUUAUUUAAUGCAGGUUUGGAUGAAAUGGUUUUACGCUGUGUGUUUAAUGUCUGCUAUUGUACAGUUGUUGUAGUUGUCAAUGAUUUUGUAACGCAGACCCUCAAACUCUCUUCGUAUCGAUUUUAAAUGCAUUUUUAAAAUGAAUGAGAACA